This is a messenger RNA of Rana temporaria (common frog), 4565 nucleotides long. It is a transcript of the gene RUBCN, whose product is annotated as rubicon autophagy regulator. Gene Ontology annotation, biological process: negative regulation of endocytosis; negative regulation of autophagosome maturation. The transcript has 22 exons. NCBI's taxonomy places the organism in Eukaryota, Metazoa, Chordata, Amphibia, Anura, Ranidae. The record is from RefSeq and is a predicted model, not a curated record. The coding region runs from base 69 to 2960 and encodes 963 amino acids. Gene Ontology annotation, cellular component: early endosome; late endosome. Gene Ontology annotation, molecular function: phosphatidylinositol phosphate binding.
GGGCGGGGCCUAGUUAGGCUUCGCUGUGUUUUGACGUGAGAUGGAAAGUGUCGGCGCCGGGUGGAGACAUGGAGAUCGGCGGCCUGCACCGGGAGCGAUCUGAGGGGGAUGAACACUGGAGACUUCUGGAUAAUCUGAAAACCACGGUGGAAGGGCUGGUCUCUGGAAACAGCCGCAAUGUGUGGUCAAAGUAUGGAGGUCUGCAGAGGCUUUGCCGAGAUAUGAGCAGUAUUCUACAACACGGCCUCCUCUGUGAUCAGCAGGUCUAUAAUAAGGCGCAUGACUACUGGAACUUUGUGAAGAGCAGUCAGCGGUUGAACCCUGGAUCAUCACCUCAGGUGGAGCAGUUCCUUCGCUUCUGUGAGAGCAAUCAGAGGAACGGCGACGGCUCCAGUGAGGACAACGGAAAAUUGUGGUUACAGCACAGUCUCCAAGUCCACAGCCUCUCAGCUCAGCUAAAGUCCCUGCUUGGGAACAGACCGUACACCAAGAAGUUCUAUUCAGAUACAGCCUUCCUGUUGAGUGACAGAUAUGUAACAGCCAUGUUCCAGUGCUUGGAGGCAGUGGAGCAGAAUAACCCCAGGUUAUUGGCCCAAAUAGACACAUCUGUGCUUGCUGGCAAGAGAGAGUUCACAGUUUCCGGAAAGAGUUUAAGUCUGACUCUACCUGUUACACCAUUCAUCCCCUACACGGGGAGUCCAAACCAUUCCAUGUAUAACAGCCUGCAAGGUCCAGCCACUCUUCCCAGCAAUGGUAUGAGUUAUGAGGACUUGGACUCCAGCUUGGUUGAUCAACAAAAUAAUGUUUAUAAAGUGAGUGUAUCUUUGCCUGUGAACGAGUCCAAUCCUGCCAUCCAUGACUUGUCGCCUCAUGAACCCUUUUCUCCUGUUAGCGAAAUGAGUAUAAGCACUUUAACCAGCCACAGUGAAGAGACUCUUAGCCCAGACGACCCUUCGAGUGAGGCAGAUGAUGGUCCUGAGUACCUGGCUAUUGGAAACAUGAGCCGCAGAGCAUCAACGCAGAGCAGUAGCAGCUCAAAUCUCUUCACUGGUUCUCAACCGCCGGAUACACCAGUUCAGACAACACCGGUUAUCCCCAGCCUGUCUCUGCUCUCUGUCCCACGCCGCUCCAGCUUUUCAGAGGGGCAGAUCUGUAACUUGCCAAAGCAUGUCAAAAAGAGUCACAUGCGCUCGCAUUCUGACACCAAUGUGACUAUUGGGAAAAAUCAAGGAGGUGACCGGGAUAUCACUAUUAUAAUGGAGGAUCCUGUGGCAGAAUCCCAUGCUGAACUGUUCAGAAGAGGCAAUGUUCCCUGUAAUGGAAAAACCAAUGGCACUGACUCGCUUUACAUAGAUUAUGACAGCACCCAAUACUUGAAUUGCACAGAAGGGAUAUUUCGAAGGCCAUCAGAGGGACAGUCAUUAAUCAGUUACCUUUCUGAGCAGGAUUUUGGCAGCUGUGCCGACUUGGAAAAGGAAAAUGCUCAUUUUAGCAUUUCAGAGUCUCUCAUUGCGGCUAUUGAACUCAUGAAGUGUAACAUGAUGAGCCGUCGGCUUCAGGAAGAGGAAGAAGACAGCGAUCGUGAAAUCCGGGAGUUGAAACAGAAAAUUCGUCUAAGGCGGCAACAGAUCCGUACUCAGAAAAGGACGAGCAAUGACGACCAAUCCAGCAGUGUUGGUGUAACAGAUAGCAGUUCACAGAUAAGUUCCCAUGACUCGGCUCAUCUGUCUGAUUCUGGUUCUGUAGGUGAAGUGGAUCAAUAUGAAAUCAAAGAUAAUGAUGGUCGUAACCUGAUUGUAGUGUAUAGAAAUGGACUCUCUGUCUCAAUGGCUUCGCUUUUCUCAGAUGCAGACAUUAAAAAGUCCACAAGUUUUCAGCCUGUGCUAAAUCCAGAAUCCAUAUCUCACUCCUUCCUUCACUCAAACUCUGCUGAAGCUGUGGCCAUGGGUCUCCUGAAACAGUUUGAGGGUAUGCAGUUACCGGCUGCAUCGGAGCUUGAAUGGCUGGUUCCAGAACACGAUGCUCCUCAGAAGCUCCUGCCAAUCCCAGAUUCCAUGCCAAUCUCUCCAGAUGAUGGAGAACAUGCAGACAUUUACAAGCUGCGGAUUCGGGUUCGAGGAAACUUGGAAUGGGCCCCACCAAGACCACAGAUCAUCUUCAACAUACACACCGCUCCAACGAAGAAGGUAGCGGUCACAAAGCAGAAUUACAGAUGUGCUGGAUGUGGUAUUAGGAUUGAACCUGAUUACAUCAAAAGGCUACGCUACUGUGAGUACUUGGGGAAGUAUUUUUGCCAGUGCUGUCAUGAGAAUGCUCAGUCGGUCAUCCCAGGACGCAUUUUGAGGAAAUGGGACUUCAGCAAAUAUUAUGUCAGUAACUUUUCUAAGGACCUUCUCACCAAAAUUUGGAGUGAUCCUCUAUUCAACCUCCACGAUAUAAAUAGUGGCAUGUACCGCAAAGUAAAAGCACUGGAGCAAGUCCGGUUACUAAGAAUACAGCUGGUACAUCUGAAGAACAUGUUCAAAACUUGCAGACUGGCCAAAAACAUACUUGAAUUAUAUGACAACGUACCUGGACACCUUACUGAAGACCUUCAUCUCUUCUCCUUGAAUGACCUUACUGCCAUUAAAAAGGGGGAUUUGGGGCCCCGAUUAAAAGAGUUGGUGAGGCUUGGAACCUUACAUGUGGAAAAAUGCAUGUUGUGCCAAGCUAAAGGCUUCAUUUGUGAAUUUUGUCAGAGUGAUGAGGUCAUCUUUCCCUUUGAGUUGUCUAAAUGCCGGAGAUGCGAAGAAUGUAAAGCUUGCUAUCACAAAGGCUGCUUCUGCUCUGAUCACUGUCCAAAGUGUGAACGCUUACGGGCAAGGCGGGAUCAAAUGGCCAAGCAAAGCCUUGAAUCCUACAACUCUGAACCUGAAGAGGAGGAGACGAUACAGGAAAGAGAGACUGACUGUCCUGAAUAGGGAGGAAGGGAACAAAAUAGAAGAACCAAAUGCACCUUAUCCCUGGGCUACAGGUUCCACAGCACCUUUGGGUUCUACAACAAAACUCUUUGAGUUAUCAUAUCUGUUGAACCAAAAUACUUCUAUUAGUAACAGCUCAUCUUACUUUUAUUCCAAAAUUGGACCCUUUACUUGUCCGUAAUACAGAAGUGUAACUUGGUUAAAGCUAUAGGACUGUGAACUUUGUUUUCCAAGUACAAGUCAACGUAGAGCAAAUCCUCGUGUUAGGAUUUUGGAAUGGAGCUCAAACUCGCUGACUAUGACAAAGCUGGACAAGUUGGCCACACAUGGCUUUGCUGUUUGGCCUGCUGUCUGUUGUUGACCGGUAUGUCACACCCCAAAUUUAAAUAAUUUUUCUGGAAUAAAGGACAUGUCAGAUUUCCACAGGGUGUGGGGAACACUUGUUAGGAACAAAUGAUUGAAUAAUCUGUAGGCUUGGUUACAUUGCUGUUCCCUAAUAGUGGUAAAUCAAGUGUCUCACUUCAAUGGCUGAGGGGGCAACCAGGUCUUCCACCUAUAUAAGCAGAUUGCAAGAUUGACAAACUAACAGUCAUGAAAGUCAUACUUGUGACUUCAGCUCUCUGCUUGUGUGGUUGAUUUUGUCCAAAAAAAAAAAGGGAUAUGUGUUGCCUCCAUGGCAGAAUUUCGGUCUGUUUUGUUUCGCUCUUGGGACUAUUAUGAGCUUAACACUGAACUUUCCAGUUAGUUACCACAUUAUGGUAUUCAUUUCCACAUAAUAAGAUGUGCGGUGCAGAAAGCGCACGAGAGCCCACCAGGUGACUUUAUCUCACAUGGUCCUUGCCUUUAUCCUGGUUGCUCUCUUUAUCUAUUACUUCUACUGUUAAAUCAUACAGCUUUUUAGCACAAUUCUAGAAACGGGUUGCAUAGUCCUGCCGUAACCCUACAGCUACAAGAAUUCAAUGCUUGAAACAUGAUUCUCAAAUAAAAGGCCUGGCCUUCCUAUUCCAAUCUUGUUGGUUGAACUAAAAAAAUAACGCAAACUGACAAAGACUAAGUGGCCUUUGGGGCAGCUGACAGUCUCCACGUGUAUUGCACUAAUGUACUAAUUGAUUGUAUACCCAGCCACAGUAUUGAUUUGUCCAAAGUGUUGAACAUUGUUAUUGUGUACUCAUGUUAUUUAAGUAUAGGCACUUUCCUAAUUCUCUGUUAAUGUGAUUUAUUUAGUUGGAGCUAAGAUUCUAUGUAAAUGAGCUACUACUGGAAUGUAAUAUAACACAGGUGAGGUGUCCUUCACAUGUUCUAAUUUUUGGCAGCUCAUGAACACUCUCCUGUGCCUGUUUUUUGUUGUCUACUACCUCUCUGCACUUACACUGGACUGAUUUGUCUUGGUGUGAAGGUGCUAAUGCAGAGUUCUUCUUAUUUUUCUCGUCUUUUUUUGUUUGUGUGUUCAUAUAGCAAUAUAUUCAUAAGCUAACACUGAUCAUUAUAUGCACAUUUUUUUUUUUAAUUCAAUAUGGUCAUUCACCAGCCAUAGCGGAUAUAAUUUUAAGAGAUAAAUCUGUAUCUAACUUUGUAAAUAACUAGUAAACUGCCACCUCCUUGGUC